AUGCACACCUCACGACCUCGCUCGUCUGCGAGGCCCCACAGCCUAGGCUCCAACGCUGGUAACGGCUUCGUGUAUGGCGGAGCAGGCUCGCACGUGGCCUCGAGCCCAGGUCCAGCUUCACCUACCUCUCCCCCUCCCACUGCAGACUUUUCAGCGCACGAUGCACGGACGAUGACCGAUUCGCCCACCGUCGUCAUGUCCAACAUUGGCUCCAUACUGGGUCGACGUCACUCGGCCGCAGCAGGCGCAGACAGGGGCAGUCCGUCGCGUAUGAGUGUGGGUGACGACCUUCCUCAUAUGCCAGCUGCGCCCCCUUCGAGGCAGACCACGCUAUCACCCCCCAUCAACUAUUCUCAGCCGAAGUGGGCUCCUCCCGCUACCAUGUCUGCUGCAAUAACUAGCGCGCAGGUGGGCUGGGCAGGUGAAGAUUACGACUCUGAAUACCAUAGCGAAAAGGCGGAUGCCACCCUUGCGGGAUCGCCUCGCGAGACCGCAUACACGCAAGCGGAUUCCAAGCUGCGAAGACUUAGAGGUCAGAGCGUGUUGCUCGAGAGGGAAGCGGCUCGAGUGCGGGACAAGGGCGUACAGAAGCUUCGAAUGAGGUGGAGAGUAUUGGCAGGCACCACGGUGCUGCUACUGCUCACACUCAGCGCCUAUGUACUCGCCAGGUACAUUCUCGCCUUCCUCAACCUCUCACCUGCCACCUUCCUCCUUUCCGACGCUGCCGACGGAACCUCCAACUCUCCGGAUCCUCAACUCAGAAUGAUGGCGCUCAUUGCAGUCAUUGUCUCGGCCAUGAGUACCUCAGGAGUGCUGGCGAGCGGCGUAUACCUGCGCUUCUCCAGAAAGACAUCUUGCGGAACGUACUUCAUUUGGAUCACCGCAAUUGUCAGCACGACGAUGAGCGUUGCCUUGUGCGUCGUCAACCUGGCACUCAUUCUUGUCUGGCAUCAGCGCUACACAUCCGGAGCAGGUGCAGGAUCGUCGCUAGCAGCAACGCGCGAUGUGGGCCAACGCUGUGCGGGCAAUUGGGACAUGGACAUUCUGUGGUCCGCAGCUGAAAGCUCGCCCAUCGCCAAAGUGGAUAAGGACAACACCAACUGUUCCAAGGUCCCCGCCCACACUUUGAGAAUGUUCCUCAUAGCAGCCAGCGUAAGAUUGGGAUUGUUUGUGCUUUUUAGCGCCUUCUGGAUGGCAGCUCUGGGCCGCUACAACACCACACUCAAGUGCAGGAAUGCUGCUGAUGGUGAUCUUCCUUUGCCUGAGCAAGAGAGCGCUGAAAUGCAUCGACUUUUGCAGCUUGAGCACGCUGAGGACCAAAGGACUCUCGAGUCGGUCCCUGGCGCAUGGAAGGGCAGCGUUCGGGCCGGCAAUACUGCGCGAGGAGGUGGCUUCAAAUCAGCCAAGUUUGGCUACGAUGAAGAGACGCUACGAGGAGCCGCGCCAUCGCCUUCUGACUUCAAAGAGAUUCGGAAGGCUCCAAUCAUCCACACUUAUGGGGACGGUGGCCUCGUCGGCGAAGCGGACGAUGAUGAGCUGGAACCUGGAGAGGAGAUCUUUGCCGAAAAGGACAUUGUAGGCGGACCUUCUCACCGGGGCGCCGGGCACGUCGUAUUUCCGGAGCCUGAGACGCUCGCUCCACCUAAAUUGCAACGCUUUGCAUGGCAGCGUGAAAGGUCACGCUCAGGGUACGAGCCUGCUGGUGCUGUGGAGAUCUAUGGCAACAUGGCACCUCGUCGCGAAGAUGACGACCCCAGCGCUUUCGGUCAUGGCCAUGGGAAAGAGUCUAGUGCCGGUGGCUGGGGAGCAGGCAUGCUCGGCCGAGUUUGGGACUCGUUCUGGGCCACGCCUGCCGUCCAAGAUGCGAGCGAACAUCCACACGAUCUCACUCGCACACCUGCACAGACCUACCGAGACUCCUUCGUGACUCAGUACGACCGUCAUGCUGAUGUGCCGCACUCCGCGCAAAUGGAGCAAUUCGACCAACGCAAGCAAGACACCAUGACGCCUGCAGAUCACUUGUCAACAUAUCACGAUCGGGGACCUUCCAAGCUGGGCAUUAGCGGAUGGUUCCGCCGAGACGCGAGUCAAGGGAGUGCCGGAGUAGAAGAGGGUGCUCAAGACGUGGGAACUUUCCCUUCAAGUCGCGAGCAGCCUCUUGCGCCAACAAAGCAUGCCCGCACCCCUUCGCAAGAACGACGUGCGUCACAGGCUCGUCAUGCUGCUGCGGCGCGUUUGGCAGUCUUGGAUUCCUCGCGCGAGGGUGCAACAGCGCUCAGUCCACGCUCUCGAUCUCGCUCUGAACUGCGCGCUCGCGAAGAACAAGCAAGUUGGAAUCAACAGCGCCGCAAAACCAGCCCAUCUCCGUCACGAGGUGCCCACGAUGCGUCUGGACCCACUUCGUCAAGGCGUUCCAGCUCAUCUCUAGGCGACGAGCUGCCGCACAUGCCCAGCCUCAUGCAUUUGCCUGCCCAGCCGACUUCUCGCGCAUCGCAGCAGCCCAACCUCACCGCCCACCAGCCCUCUUCGACCCCUUCUUCCGAGCGGUCGUCGGAAGAAUUCGCGGGCUACAAGUCCAACGAUCCCGCUUUCAUGCAGAGACGCGGGUACGGAAGCGGAGUGGACGGAUACUCGAGCGCUGAAGAUGAUUAUGGAUCCGAUCAAGGCCAUGGCUACGGCUUUGGGCACCCUCAUGGUCUCGGUGCUGGCGAAGAGGACGAUGCGGACUUCUGGGAUCCGAACGCUCGGCUUGAAAACACUGGUCGACCUGCUCCUGUACAAGAGACGCCGGUGUACGUUCGGACGUUGGGCAAGCUCGUGCGAAAGCUCAGCGCGAUCGCUAGCGUUGGUAGCGAGGAGAAGAGCGUGCUGGAGCGUAGCGGCAGCAACGCUUCCGCCUUGGAUCCUUAUACGGUCUCAGGAUCGAGCGCGAGGAGAGCUAGGAGCAGAAGUCACCACUCCAGAGGACCAUCUGCACCUUACGACAUAGUCGAAGAGGGAGAGGCGGAGGACACCUCGCACGCUCGACCUGACAGACUCUUGCCAGGAGGUUGGAGAGGAGCUCGCUGA
Molecule: messenger RNA, 3069 nt
Organism: Ceraceosorus bombacis
Lineage: Eukaryota; Fungi; Basidiomycota; Exobasidiomycetes; Ceraceosorales; Ceraceosoraceae
Source: the annotation of a GenBank genome assembly